AUGGCUUCGGUCAUGGAAGCGUUCAACGCGUCGUCGACCGCCAUUCCAAACACCAUCCACGCUACCAUUGCAUCUGCCAACACCGGCAUCCUCAGCAAAGCAUUCGACAAUGCCUCUCCCGUCAGCUGGUUCGGCGUCUUCUUGACGCUGUUCCUCACAGCCGUGGUAUACGAUCAGAUGUCAUACUGGUCGCACAAAGGCCCUCUCGUAGGCGAUUCAUGGAAGAUCCCCUUCGUCGGCCCCUUCUUCGAUAGCGUCAAGCCCUCCUUCGACAAGUACUACAUCAAGUGGACCUCCGGUCCUCUUUCCUGCGUCUCCGUCUUCCACAAGUUCGUCAUCAUCGCUGCCACCCGCGACACCGCCCGCAAAGUCUUCAACAGCCCAAUGUACGUCAAGCCGUGCGUGGUGGACGUCGCACACAAGCUGCUGAGACCCGAGAACUGGGUCUUUUUGGAUGGCAAGGAGCACGUCGAAUACCGCAAAGGCCUCAAUGGCUUGUUCACUCGCAAUGCGCUCGAGACCUACCUGCCAGGUCAGCAAGAGGUGUAUGCCGAAUACUUCGAGGACUUCCUACGGGAGAGCCAGAAUGCAAAUGGAGAGCCGAAGCCAUGGGUGUACAACCUCCGCGAGUUGAUGUGUGCUGUAUCUUGCCGCACGUUCGUCGGCCACUACAUGUCGCGAGAGGGUGUCAAGGCCAUCGCUGACGACUACUACCUGAUUACGGCUGCACUUGAGCUGGUCAACUUCCCAAUCAUCCUCCCAUUCACCAAGACCUGGUAUGGAAAGAAGUGCGCCGACAAGGUCCUCGAAGCUUUCGCCAACUGUGCUGCCAAGGCUCGUGUUCGCAUGAGGCAAAAGGGCGCUGAGCCAGAGUGUAUCAUGGACCGCUGGAUUGUGCAGAUGUUGGACUCGGACCGCUACCGUGCGCGUAUUGCCAAGGGCGAGAAGGUGCCAGAUGAGGAGAAGCCAGCAAUGCUUCUCAGGAACUUCUCAGACCUCGAGAUCAGCAUGACUGUGUUCACUUUCCUGUUCGCAUCGCAAGACGCUACUUCCAGCGCUUGCUCUUGGAUGCUUCAAAUCUGCGCAGACCGACCGGACAUUCUGCAGAAGGUCCGCGAGGAGGGCGACAGACUUCGACCAGAUCAUAACCAGGAAGUGUCUCUUGAAAUUCUUGAGAAGAUGGAGUACACUCGUGCCGUGGUCAAAGAGACUCUCCGCUACCGCCCACCUGUCAUUAUGGUUCCAUACGUCGUAAAGAAGGACUUCCCUAUCCCAGAGAGCAACUACGUCGCCAAGAAGGGUUCCAUGAUCGUUCCAUCCACUUGGUUGUCUCUCCACGACCCCGAAGCCUACGAGAGACCCGACGAAUUCGAGCCAAUGCGAUGGAUCACCGGCAACGCAGAAGAGCAGGGCAAGAACUGGCUGGUGUUCGGCACCGGUCCACACUACUGCCUUGGACAGACCUACGCCACUCUCAACUUGAUGCUCAUGCUGCACAAGCUGAGUGCACAAUACGAGUGGAAGCACACCAUCACCCCAACGAGUGAGGAGAUCCGCGUGUUUGCGACCAUUUUCCCAAUGGACGACCUACUGCUCACUUUCUCGCGCAGAGAGGGUGCGUAG
Zasmidium cellare ATCC 36951 is the source of this 1623-nucleotide messenger RNA. RefSeq lists its product as uncharacterized. Gene Ontology annotation, biological process: sterol metabolic process. The record is from RefSeq and is a predicted model, not a curated record. Lineage: Eukaryota; Fungi; Ascomycota; Dothideomycetes; Mycosphaerellales; Mycosphaerellaceae. Gene Ontology annotation, molecular function: iron ion binding; monooxygenase activity; heme binding. The transcript has 3 exons. The coding region runs from base 1 to 1623 and encodes 540 amino acids.